Branchiostoma floridae (Florida lancelet) is the source of this 1400-nucleotide messenger RNA. RefSeq lists its product as uncharacterized. Gene Ontology annotation, biological process: monoatomic ion transport. The record is from RefSeq and is a predicted model, not a curated record. The coding region runs from base 74 to 448 and encodes 124 amino acids. The transcript has 3 exons. Gene Ontology annotation, cellular component: membrane. NCBI's taxonomy places the organism in Eukaryota, Metazoa, Chordata, Leptocardii, Amphioxiformes, Branchiostomatidae. Gene Ontology annotation, molecular function: extracellular ligand-gated monoatomic ion channel activity.
AUGGAAGGAUAGAAGACUGAGUUACGCAGAUGUAGGUGUGAAGAGAUUGGAGUUACCUGUUAAAUAUCUCUGGAUGCCGGAUAUUUUCCUGAUAUCAGGUGUGAAGGCAGAUGAGAUGCCGUUACCCUUGACAACAGAAGCGUCCAUCUUUAGUGAUGGAACCGUGCGGUAUGUCGUACCCUGGACCUUCACUGUGCCUUGUAGGAAACGAUCCGAGUCGGACUCAUGGGAGUGUCAGGUUGUGUUCCAGUCGUGGAACAAGCCGGCCGAUGAGAUAGCACUGUCUCCUAUCGAAGAAUUUUUGGACGCGGAGGAAUACAACGGCGACUUGCAGUGGAGCGUCCAGUCCGUGUCAGCUGAUAGGCUGAUCACGAAUGUGCGCAAUGAGGCAGACAAGUCCAGACUGAUCUUCACACUGGUUCUGACUAAGAAUGUGUCAGAAGCAUAAAUUUCAACUACAUGGACAAGCUAUGUAUUUUAAUAAAUAUUUGUCCACAGGACGAUAUUUUUGUCGCAUGAUAAACGAUUUCUUCCAUAUUAAGAGAGUAUUGUGACACAGCAUUAUAAGGAUACAUCAAAAGUAGUAAAUGGUGAUUGAUUUAACUCUAUUUCCGUUUGAUAGAAAGGGUUAAUUUUUUAAUUGAGGGAUAAUUGAGGGAUAAUUGAUUUAAUAAUAUUUGUGAAUGGUGCAAAUUGUCACGAAGAAAAUGAUUUGUGUAUUGGAUAUAACAGUAACCAUUGAAAAAAAUAUAGCAAGUUGUUGCUGACUUUAAUGCUUAUGAACGCUUACUGUCGGCAGAUGUCCGUUCUUAGCAACAGAGACAAUGCAGUUUGAUUGAAUUUUGAUAACAGUAUCAAUAAUAAUAUUGAUAUAGGUCCAUAAAUUUGGUGACCCACGUGAUGUAAAAAUAUAGGGAUAUAAUUUUUGUUGACAAAUUGGUGAAGUCGGAUUUCAAUAUCUAUUCAUAUACAUAUAUUCUGCAGUGACUUUUUUGUAUUUCAAGCAUUCAAUAACAUAUACAGCUGUACGAAAUGUUUAUGUUUGUUAGGAAACUCUAUUUGUGAAACAUGUAUACUAGUCUUUCCUAACAUCACUAGCAAAAAUACAAUACGGUUAUACUAUAGUCACUAACAUUAGAUACAUUUUCGUUAACGUUAUUUUUCUAUGACGAUAAUAAAUCAGGAAAUGAUUGUUAGACAAAAUGUAUAUCAUUUAAAAACAGGUGGACGACUAUUAUUAGUUAUUGGGAAUAUUGUGUACUUAGUAGAUCAAGUUGACCCUGGCAUCCCUUCCCAAGUAUAUCUAAUGAAAUAGCCCUACGAGUUACAGAUGGGAGUAUGUAUGUCAAGAUUCUAAAGCUGGUUCCUGUUCCAGAAAAUAAAUAAAAUUUUUGCAGGGG